AUGUUACUAUUACAGUUUGAAGAUCUGCCAAUACUUUGUGAACGGCAUACCACAUCAAAACUAUCGGCUUAUGAAGAUCUCCAAAGUAUAAAAUCUAUGGGUUUCAAAGGAGAGGCAUUGGCCAGCAUGACCUUUGUUGGCCAUGUUACUGUAACCACAAUUACUGAAGGCCAUAUGCAUGGGUACAGGGUCUCAUAUCGAGAUGGAGUGAUGGAAUAUGAACCUCGGCCAUGUGCAACAGUGAAAGGAACACAGAUAAUGGUUGAAAACUUAUUCUAUAAUAUGACUGCUCGAAGGAAAACUCUGCAGAGUUCUAAUGAUGAUUAUACAAAGAUAGUAGAUUUGAUUAGUCGUUUUGCAAUUCAUAAUGUGGAUGUGAGCUUCUCUUGCAGAAAGCAUGGUAUGAACAGAGCAGAUGUUCAUCCUUCAGGCUCAUGUUCAAGGCUAGAAGCCAUCAGAUCAGUCUGUGGACUUACAGUUGCUUGUGAUCUAAUGGAAAUCACUGCUUCUGACGAUGAUCCUUCUAGGUAUAUAUUUAAGAUGAAUGGCUUUAUCUCCAAUGCCAACUACAUUGCAAAGAAGACAACCAUGGUUCUAUACAUAAAUGGUAUAUUAGUUGAAUGCACAGCUUUAAAGCGAGCUAUCGACAUCAUCUAUGCUGCAACCUUGCCCAAAGCAUCAAAAUCGUUCAUCUAUAUGUCAAUCAUAUUGCCAUUUGAGCACGUAGAUGUGAAUGUACAUUCUCCCAAACAGGAGCUACGAUGCCUUUUGAAUCACGAAAAGAUCGUUGAAAACAUACAAGGGGCAAUCAAAUCAAAGCUGAUGAGCUCUAACACAACAAGGAUGUUUCAAACACAGGUAUGUUUUAUAGAAAGUAGAAAGUUGUUCUUUGGAGGGCUUCUGAAUUGUCGUAACAUGGAAAUGAGGCAUCUCUCUGAGCAUUAUGAAGUUGUCAAUGUCAUUGCAAUUCCUUAA
This is a messenger RNA of Amborella trichopoda, 975 nucleotides long. Its product is annotated as DNA mismatch repair protein MLH1. Gene Ontology annotation, cellular component: MutLalpha complex. Gene Ontology annotation, molecular function: ATP binding; ATP-dependent DNA damage sensor activity; ATP hydrolysis activity. NCBI's taxonomy places the organism in Eukaryota, Viridiplantae, Streptophyta, Magnoliopsida, Amborellales, Amborellaceae. Gene Ontology annotation, biological process: mismatch repair. The record is from RefSeq and is a predicted model, not a curated record.